Rangifer tarandus platyrhynchus (Svalbard reindeer) is the source of this 2016-nucleotide messenger RNA. Lineage: Eukaryota; Metazoa; Chordata; Mammalia; Artiodactyla; Cervidae. The record is from the annotation of a GenBank genome assembly.
AUGGCGGCCUCCACCUCCACAGAGAGCCAGUUGGCCUCCUGGUGGAACUAUUUUUUCCUCUAUGAUGGUUCCCAGGUGAAGGGAGAAGGAGAUCCAACCCGAGCGGGCAUCUGUUACUUUUAUCCCCCGCAGACCCUGCUGGACCAACAGGAGCUGCUGUGUGGACAGAUCGCCGGGCUUGUCCACUGCGUUUCUGACCUUUCUGGCUCUCCUCCCGCCCUUGUCCGCCUGCGGAAACUGAAGUUCGCUGUAAAGGUUGACGGUGAUUACCUCUGGGUGCUGGGCUGUACCGUGGAGCUCCCCGACGUCAGCUGCAAGCAGCUUCUGCACCAGCUCAUUGGCUUCUUUCAUUUUUACAAUGGGCCCGUGUCUCUGGCCUACGAGAGCCGCCCACGGGAAGACCUGCGUGCCGAGUGGGACCCGCUCAUCGAGCACAUCCUGGGGAACACGGGUGACCUGCACAAGAUCUUCAACUGCCUCUGGCACCUGGACCGGACCAAAGUGGAGCCCCUGCUCCUGCUCAAGGCGGCCCUCAUCCUGCAGACCUGCCAGCGCUCGCCCCACGUGCUCGCCGGCUGCAUCCUCCACGCGGGACUGAUCGUCAGCACCCAGCUCCCGCCCUCCGUCACGGCCAAGGUCCUGCUUCAUCGCGUGGCACGUGGGGACCAGAGAGGGCCCUGGCCACGUUGCUCUGCACUUCUAGGAGUGGCGUUCCCUCCCAACGUCCAGAUCACACCUGUUUUCCUGACUGAAGAGGAAGCUGCCAGUCUCCGCGAGUUCCCCCGGGAGCCCCCGGCCAGCACUCCGGCGUCUUCAGCCAGACUCCAGGAGCCCUCAGCUGCCCCGAAAGAAAACGCCCCCGGACACGUGGGAUCCAAGGCUCAGACCUCGACAACCACACCUGCACCCCCGUCUCCUGAUGCCGCCUGGGCAGACAGCACCAGGGAGAACGGACACCGGUCCGACCCUGGCCUGGCGAGCACGCUGCCCACGGCGCUGCACCGCGCUGCCGCGGGCAAGGGUAUGGGUUUGUUCGGGGGGAACGGGGACCUGGACUUGUCUGAAAUCCACAUCCCAGAAACUCAGAAAACAGAAGCAUCCCUGAACCAUCCUGCUGCAGACGGCAGGGGUCCUGGUUGCAAGGAAUCUGUCCACGACCCCGGCAGUCCCGGAGCCAAGCCGCCUGGGUCCCUGCCCCUGGGCUGCCUGCCCGCCUCUGCUCCUGAGGCAGUCCCCCAGAAUGGAGCCCUCACGCAGCCCGCAGACCUUCCUGGCGACCUGGAAGACCCCGGCAGGACGAGCGGGCCUGGGCGGGCACCUUGCUUGGAUUUGAGGCAGAGGCGCACCCAGCUGCCCGUGGAGGAACAGAGCAAGGAUCAACGCGGCAGUGGGGCUCCCGAGGGCCGCUUGACCCUCGGCCCGGACUUAGCAGACCCCUCAGACGAAGGCCCCUCUGCAGACAGAACCGCAUCCAGGGUGAGCCCGGCCUCCCGCGAGGGGCUCGUGCGGAUGAACCUCUACACGCACAGCGUCAAGGGCCUGGUGCUGUCGCUGCUGGCCGAGGAGCCGCUGCUGGGGGACCGCGCGGCUGUGGAGGAGGUGUACCACGGCAGCCUGGCGUCCCUCAACGGGCUGGAGGUGCACCUGAGCGAGACGCUACCCCGGGACCAGGCAGCCCCCGCGGCCAGAACCUACAGCUUCGUACACUACGACCGUGUCCAGAAUGUGCUGGCGGCCAACCUGUCGCAGGUGACCACAGUGCAGGACCGCCGCUUCUUCCAGGCCGUCAGCCUGAUGCAUUCUGACUUCGCCCGGCUGCCCACGCUGUACGAGAUGACCGUCAGGAAUGCCUCCACGGCUGUGUACGCCUGCUGCAACCCCAUUCACGAAACCUACUUCCAGCAGCUGGCCACAGCGGCACGGAGCUCUGGCUUCCCGAACCCGCAGGACGGCGCCUUCAGCCUCCCGGGCAAAGCCAAGCAGAAGCUGCUGAAGCAUGGGGUGAACCUGCUCUGA